AUGUUACCUACAGAAGAUGUCGGAGGCAAAGGCAGCACGAGCGAAGCAGCGGAUGAUGGUGGCGAAGCAGCGGAAGACGGAGGCGAAGUAGCCGAAGACGGAGGCGAAGAUGACGACGACGACAACAUUGCAGACAUGAUCGGAGCUGGAGGAGAAAGGGGCAGAAGAGAACCAGCGUCGAUGAGAAAGCUAGAGGGCUUUGUUGCUGGUGGCGAUGAUGGAGGCGAUGUCUCUGGCGGAGGCGGUGUCCGAAGGGGAUGGGGAAGGGUUGCAAUCGGAGUGUCAGUGGGAAGGAGCAAGAAGAGCGAAAUUUAUGAAGAAGAGAGGGCGGAGAAAAGCGAAUAG
Molecule: messenger RNA, 345 nt
Organism: Lactuca saligna
Lineage: Eukaryota; Viridiplantae; Streptophyta; Magnoliopsida; Asterales; Asteraceae
Source: the annotation of a GenBank genome assembly